CAAUAGUUUAUUUCUGGCAACACUAACCUUCCGUCCAUUUUCAUUUCGCAAACUUAAAAAAACGACGACGAAAAAGAAAAAGGCAUUUCUUUUUGUCGGUUAAAGUAUUGCUUAUUGCCGGGUAAUGUGAGCUAACUAUCGUUUAUAUUGUUUAGUUUUAAUAUAUUUAGUUAUAUCAAGCGGAUACUCUAAGAACGGCUUGAUAACGUUUGGAUUCAAAAUUUGACAAGACUAACACAACAUGGAGGAUGAGAAUGAGUUCAAAAAGUUGCCGACAGAAGAGAAAUGUGUUCACAAGUUAUGGAAGGCCCGAGUGGCGGGCUACGAGGAGGCUAUCAAACUAUUCAACCAAAUUGACGAUGAGAAAUCACCAGAGUGGAACAAAUACUUAGGUUUAAUCAAGAAAUUUGUCACCGAUAGUAAUGCUGUUGCACAAGAAAAAGGUUUGGAAGCUGCGUUGGUGUUCGUUGAGAAUUGUGGACAUGCCGGCAAAACGACCGGAGAGGUUAUGUCUGGGAUUGUCGCGAAAUGCAUCGCCGCGCCCAAAACGAAGACUAAAGAUCUGGCUUUACAGGUAACACUAAUGUACAUAGAAAUAGAAAAACACGAGACAGUUGAAGAGGAGUUGAUCAAAGGUAUGGAGCAGAAGAAUCCCAAGGUCGUGGCGGCCUGUGUAGCAGCAUUACACACGUCGUUAAAACAGUUCGGUAAUAAAGUAAUAGCCAUCAAACCUAUGGUCAAGAAGAUACCUAUACUGCUAGCAGACAGAGACAAGUCCGUCAGAGAUGAGAUGAAGGCGCUAGUCAUUGAAAUGCAUAGAUGGAUAGGUGGUGCCAUAGAACCUCACAUAGCUUCCCUGCAAGCGGUGAUACAGCAGGAAUUAAGAGAGUCCUUCAGUACUGGUGGCGGUGUCGCCCAGCCAACUCGCUACCUCAGGUCACAGCAGAACAGGGUGCGAGAUACACCGGCCGCUGACUGUGCUGAUGGCAUAGCAGAUGAUGACGACGCCGAAACCGGUGGCGGAGACUCCGGGGAUAUGGACCCCUACGAUUUACUAGACCCAGUCGAGAUCUUAUCCAAACUGCCGAAGGACUUCUACGAUAAACUGGAGGCCAAGAAGUGGCAGGAGAGGAAAGAAGCGCUCGAUGCGCUGGAGAACUUACUGAAAACAGCCCCCAAACUGGAGCCGGGAGACUAUGCUGAUCUAGUCAGGGCGUUGAAAAAGGUGAUAUCCAAAGAUACUAACGUGAUGCUGGUAGCCCUCGGCGGCCGCCUGCUGGGCAUGGUCGCGAGCGGCCUCCGCAACAAGUUCUCUCCGUACGCGACCGCCUGCGUGCAGGCAAUACUCGAGAAGUUCAAGGAGAAGAAGACCAAUGUGGUGACAGCGUUAAGGGAAGCCAUCGAUGCUAUUUAUCCUUGUACGAACCUGGAAGCCAUAAUGGAGGACAUGCUAGCGGCAUUUGACAACAAGAACCCCUCAAUUAAAGCUGAAAGUUCGUUGUUCUUAGCCAGAGCUCUGUGUCACACGCAACCAUCGGCCUUCAAUAAGAAACUUAUUAAAGCCUACGUGGGUGGACUGCUGAAACUAAUUGAAAGUGCUGAUCCCACAGUACGUGAUGCGGCAGCAGAAGCCCUGGGUACAGCAACAAAGCUAGUCGGCGAGAAGAACAUCGCUCCGCACAUCGGCAAGCUCGACAACCUGAAGGAGCAGAAAAUCAAGGAGUUUGCGGACAAGGCUGUAAUACAAGUGAAGGUAGCUGCUGCGAAGAAAGAGCCAAAACCAAAAGCGGCCGCGUCACCGUCCGGCAAGGGCGACGCUAAGCCUACCGCUGGGUCUUCACAACCCAAGCCUGUUCGUCGACCUGCUUCAGCUAAGGCCCCGGCUAAGAAGGCGCCGGCAGCCCGCGGCCAGCCCAGCCCGCCGCGGGAACAGGAACUUGCGCAGGAGGAGGUCGACGCCAAGGCUGAGGUGCUCUUCCCCGGGGAUGUUGUCACAGGCCUCGGCGACGGCAACUGGAAGAACCGCCUCUGUUCAGUACAGAGUUUCUACUCCACCGUACAGGGACUGUCGUCAGGCGACGCCACCUCGCAAGUGUUGUACCGCACGCUGAACAAGAAGCCCGGCCUUAAGGACACCAACGUACAGGUGUUGAAGGCCAGGCUCGAGGCCUGCAAAUAUAUCACUGAGAACUUCCCUGUUUCCACGACAUCAGCCGACUUUGUUAUCCAAGACAUAGUGACGAAGCUGGGCGAGUCAUCAUGUUCCGCCAUCUGCGCGGAAUGUCUGACCUGCUUAGCCGAAGCCUGUGGUCUCGAGCACGUCCUCAACGAAGCUCUAACUUACGCUAUGGACUCUCAGAAGAACCCUAAAGUGCAAUCCGAAGUGUUUAUAUGGAUGUCCAACGCUAUCAAGGAGUUUGGUUUUAACAUGAACAUAAAAUCAAUAAUCGCGCACUGCAAGAAGGCUCUCACAGCAACCAACCCCAACGUUCGUACAUCAGCGGUGACCUUCCUCGGCAUACUAUCACUGUAUGUGGGACCCUCGCUACUGUCACACUUUGACAGCGAGAAGCCAGCCACGCGGCAGCUGAUCAGCCUGGAACUUGACAAACAUGCUAAUUCUACCGCCCCGCCGCCGACGAGACUACUUGGUGCUGUUAGUAAGUCCGCAAGCAAGGCGUCAGUGGGUGACGAUAUAGAGGAGGCUUACGAAGACGCCGCAGAAGAAGAACCGGUCGUAGUGGACGACAACCGACCGCGGACAGACAUCGCGCCGCUCAUCACUGACGCCCUCAUCGCAGAGAUCAACGAUAAGAACUGGAAGGUCCGUAACGAAGGCCUCGACAAAGUGAAGGCGAUAGUAACAAACUCGGCUCCGAUCAAGUCGUCUCUCGGCGAGCUACCGGCGGCGCUGUCCGCGCGACUGCUGGACUCCAACUCCAAGCUCGCUCAGAGCGCGCUGCAGAUAUGCGAGGCGUUGGCCACUGCGAUGGGGUCUAAGUGUAAAAUUCAUGUCAGGACGUUCUUCCCAGCAUUCUUUCAAGCGUUCGGCGACAGCAAGCAGUGGAUCCGCGCGGCGGCCGUGUCGUGCGUGGAGGCGUGGUGCCGCGAGGCGGGCCCGGCCGCGCCGCUGGACGGCGAGAUGCUGCACGACGCGCUGCGCGCCGGCAGCCCGCUGCUGCGGGCCACGCUGCUGCAGUGGCUGGCCGAGCAUCUGCCCAACGUCCCUCCGAAGUCGUUUCCCCGCGAGGAGUUGUCGGUGUGCGUGCCGCUGCUGUUCGCGAGCCUGGAGGACCGCGCGGCCGACGUGCGCAAGGUCACGGCCGACUGCGUGCUGCCCGUCAUGCUGCAUCUGGGCUACGAGGCCAUGCACAAGCAGCUCGACAAGCUUAAGCCUGGCUCCAAAACGGUGGUGUUAGCAGCUCUGGAUAAGGCCCGGCCUAGUUUACCGGUCCAGCCUCUACCGACCAAGGCCAAGAAGGAAGAACCGCGCGGCGUCAAGUCCGCAGGUGCACUGAAGAAGGAAGCCGAGAAGAAAGGCGCUGUUGUUAAGGGGAAGGGUCCAGCGAAACCAACAUCAGCAUCCAACCGCAACAAGAAAGAUGACGAAGACUUCUCCCCACUUCUACCAAACAACAACGCUAAGAACCAACGCAUCAUUGACGACCAGAAACUCAAAGUAUUGAAAUGGAACUUCACAACCCCUCGCGAGGAAUUCUUUGAGCUUCUGAAGGAGCAAAUGGCUACUGCCGGACUGAACAAACAACUUGUCGCUAACAUGUUCCAUAAUGACUUCAGAUACCAUCUAAAAGCAAUUGAGGCCUUAUCAGAAGAUCUCCACGAAAACGGCCAAGCGUUAAUGGCUAACCUCGACCUAGUACUCAAAUGGCUAACCCUACGAUUCUUCGACACCAACCCCUCAGUGAUCCUAAAGGGUCUCGAAUACCUGUCCAUAGUAUUCACUCAUUUGAUGGACUCAGACUACACGAUGCCGGAGUAUGAAGCCAACUGUUUUAUCCCAUAUCUCGUUCUCAAGGUGGGAGAUCCUAAAGACACAGUUCGUAACGGCGUGAAAGCUUUGUUCAAACAAAUAUGUGUGGUCUACUCUGUUACCAAGCUGUUCGGGUAUUUGAUGGAGGGAUUGAAGUCCAAGAAUGCUAGACAGAGGGCUGAAUGUCUCGAAUGCAUCGGCCACCUCCUCGAGACGUACGGUUCGACGGUGAUGGGCAGCGGCGGCGGCGGCGCCCUCAAGGAGUUAGCGCGACACAUCGGAGACAGGGACAACGCCGUGCGGUCCGCUGCGCUUAACUGCGUAGCCUCGGCUUACUUCUUGGAAGGAGAGAAGGUUUACAAGAUGAUUGGACAGAUAUCAGACAAGGAUCUAUCCCUUUUGGAGGAACGCAUUAAACGCGCGAGCAAGUCCCGCAGCGCUGAGAACCGGCGCUCGAACCUCGUCCCGCUGUCCGCGUCCGGCCGCCCCGUGCAGAUACCGCAAGAGGUAAACGAAGAGCCUGAACCGCCUCGGCGCGUGAUAUCAGUAGACACGGCGCCCGUGGAUUACGAGGAAGAAGAAGAGGAAGAACCUAUUCAAAUGCCACCACCCAAGCCCGCGGCCCCCGAGCCCCGCGUGGUGUCGGGCCCGUUCGGCCUGGACCCCGAGCUCAUCGCGCAGCUGGACGCGGCCGUGCCCGUGCUGCGCCGCCCCGACGUGGCCGAGAUCGACCUGCACUUCCUGGACGAGCCCAUACCCACCGUGCGGGUGCGCUCGCAACUGCCGCAGCAGCCCAUCAGGACCAGUAUGGUAGCGAUGUCUCCGCCGCGUCACACGCCGCAGUUCGCGGCGCCGGCGCAGCCUCACUCGCUGCCCACGCAGGUUGACGACUCGCUGCUCGCAGACACUAUUCACUCCAUAGCCAGUCCAGAUCUAAAUGCGGCCAUCCGCGCGCUGUCGCUGAUCUCCGGCGCGCUGGUGUCGGGUCGCGGCGGCGCGCUGGCGGCGCACGAGGCGCGGCUGGUGGCGGCCAUCGCGGCGCAGCUGCGCCACGUGCGCGCCGCGCCGCCGCACGACGCGCUGCCCGCCUACAAGUACCUGGCCAGCGUGCUCACCACCUUCUACGAAACAGCCGGCUGCGGUUCUCACGUAGGCGAAGCGGCGCUGUGCUCUCUAGUCGGAGAGCUACUACGUCUGCUUGGCGCGGGCACGGGCGCGACCGGGACCGGCCCUGACGCUGAGCGACUCGUGCGCAUACUGAAUAAUGUGUGUGUCAGGGUACUCGAGCAUUCGCCUAGGACGCCGCUAUUGUGCGCAAUAGUAUCCCUUCUACACGAGUCCAUCGGCGUCUCAGACCCUGCCUACCCUCGCUACCAAGACCUUCUCCUCAAGUGCUUCUGGAAGACCCUCAAGAUGAUCUCCACCUGGGACGUGAACUCCAUAGACUAUGACGCGGUGCUGUACAGGAUACACCUGUUCUAUAAGGCUUAUCCCAACAGUUACUGGAAGAAGAACCCGGAUAUUAGUGAUACGCCGUAUAGGACAGUGAAAACGUUGGUACAUACUCUAGUCAAGAUGAAGGGUGGUUCCAUCACAAACCAUCUCACACAAAUACCUGAUCUAAAUGGUUCUGACCUGUACCCGUAUCUACUUAAAGUACUGAAGCAAUUGAAGCUAGACGAAAAGAAAGAAAACACAUCAGACGCGUUGAACGGCGGCUCGGUGCUAGCGUCGGUCCCGCCCAACAACGCGGCGCUGGCGGCCGGCCGGCUGCCGCGCGCAGUGCACGAGGAGCUCGCGCUCAUACUCAAGCGCAUCGGGACCAAGGAACACAACAAGGACGCGCUGGCGCAGCUCUAUGACUUGCGGGAGCGUCACCCCGAGGUGGACAUCUGGACGUUCAUGCAGGGCUCGUCGUUCUACUUCCGCAACUACGUGGAGCGCGGCCUGCGCGAGGUGGCCGACCAGCGCAAGCUGGCCUCCAUGCCGCCCAUGUACAAACACGAUUACAAGUCAGAGAAUAUUGAUAUUAGUAAUGAAAACGACGAGAAGUCACACGUGAUAUUCUUAGAGCGACUUCGAGCUUUGCAGGCCAAAGCCGGUUUGAAAACCGAGUCGUCUCCAUCAUCGCAGCCGCGCACGCCGGUCGGCGACAACAGAACUCUGGUCGACUCCAUCAACGAGAACACGCUGCCACGCAGCAUUGAUCCGCAACUUGAACUAAACACAACACAGACCCUAUCCCAAAGGAACGAAGCCGAAGUGGACGCGCUGCGGCUCAAACUACAACAAAUCAAAAGCUCCUCCAAGAGAUAAGGAUGUCACUCACACACAAUCCACGGAUUCGGUAGCUCUCUCAUACUCGUCAUCGAUACACAAGCACCUCGCGUUACAACACUAGAGAGUGCAACAACACUAAUUAGUUGAAUCUUUAGUCGAUCAAUCGAAAUUCGACUUAAGCUAAAUUGACGUUGAAACUCUCGCCUAACGCGACAUUUAUGCUUAUAUUAAUUUUAAAUUGACAAUCUUUGGCUUGCCAUUAACUCGAAAAUUUUCAAUCUCAAUUGUUACCAUUCCGGUGAAAUCGUUCUCAUCUAGUUUAUAGGAAUGUUAUGUAUGUUUGGCCUAUGCGUGUUCUAAAGUAGCGUCCAAAGCCCUUACUGAGAAAUUGACAUGACAAUAUAUUAUAACAGUAUCGCGUUGCACAGGGUAUAACGCUUCAUGUAAAUGGGAACUUGUGUCUUGGUGAGGGAUCGUUUUGUUAAGAUAACUUGUCAUUUUAAAACAUUGUUACUAAGUACGGUUUUUAAUACGGAUAAUGUUCGAAAAUUUUAUCGUCUGAUAUUUGUAUGUGGCUAGAGAAUGACGGACUUUCCUGAAGAAUUUCGUACUGUUGACAAAAGUUUUUAUGAUCCACUGGAUCGAUUAGUAUGUUGUUUGAAAGGUUGUCUCAUAUCUAGCCACAGCGUCAAAUAAGGGUUGAAUCAGUUUUAAAUUAAGGUAUUCGUCUGUGUAUAAUAGACGUACUAAUUGGUAAUCCAAUGACAAUCAGCAUCAAAACGAAAGUUGACAACGAAAAUAAAGUUAAAUAGAACCUGCAACUAGCCAAAGCUUGGCGCAGUUACCUGCUUUUAGAUCAAGUAAAAACUAACAAAAUCUUAAUAAAACUGACUACGGACACAAAUAAGUUGGUUACUAGGCACGCCAGUUACUACCGCUCACGACGUGCCUCAGGUUCAAUCCCUGCAUAGCGCAAACAUUUGUGCGACUGCGAUCUAAAGAUGUUUAAAUCCUAGAACGGCCUAGAACAAUAAGAAUAACAUGCAGAACAUAAUCAAUUAUAGUACAUUCGUCAUUAUAAAAUUUAUUGUUGCUACGAUUGCCAUUGGAUUACACUAGUAAAGUGAGAUAUUGGGUGUAAAAAUUAGCAUACAAUGUGUAAAUAGGUUUACUCUGCACGACGCACUGUGUUAAUCGCUUCCAAAAUUGAUAUUUAAAGCCUUAAGUUGCGAUUAAACUUUCAAAUGUUAUUUAUUACUAUCAAGGUCUUGUGACACUAUGCACUCAUUUUGCACCUACGCAGUUAUGAAUGGUGUAUCACAUGUUAUUUUAGAGCGCGUGAAAUAAAACAUAUGAAUACGAGCUUCUUUCUUCGCUUAAAUUCUUAUAAACUAGAUCACUGUCCUUAUUACGAUAUAGAGCAGACUUGACUGCAGUGUUGCCAGAAAUAAAAAUAUUUUUAUAUGUAACCGUCAAAAUUCCUGUCUCAUUAAAAUGUAUGUUGUAUUCUGUACCGCACUUGAAACAUAUUUCCGCAGUUUUGCCCCACCCACGAAUCAUUAUGGUAGAAAUUAGCCGCAGUAUGUAUUUAGUUCUUUUAAAUUAAAGCCUUUGAGUAUAUUACUCGAAAGAAAGUAUUUUUUAUAAACUGCAAGUAAAUAUGUAUUUUUAGUAUUCGAAAUCUUAUCAGCAUUUGAUUGCGCCUGUAUAAACUGAAACGAUUUUUUGGUUACAAUGAGGACGUAAAGUUUGCUGAAGAGGGCGCCACUAGCGCUAAAAAUAACUAAUACAACAUUGUUUGUUCUAGUGGUGCACUUUAGCGGCAGUACGUCUAACUAAUACCAUACGUAAUAUGAGACGGAAGUAAAUUAACUAUACCAGUAUAAAUCCAAAAUAAUGACAUUAGCCAGUGUUUUAUAAUAAUACCGUAUAUAAGUAGCUGUGUAAAGCAUAUUCCUUAGCCAUCGACAUAAUGAAAAUAUUUACGAAUGAUAAAAAAAAAUGUAAGCAAGUGUGUUAACCCUAGUGGCUAGUAUAUCUAUGAUUUCAAUGUAGUUUUCAUUGAAAUUGAAAACUAUUAUUGAUGUGUAUCAUGUACUAAUACUAACAACAUUUUUGUCUAAGUUAAUUUUGUAUGAUUUAUUGGAUUUGUGUUGAGUUUUUGGUUGUGUUUGAAAGAGUAUUGCGAUUUGAUAUAAAACAAGCAAUAUUCAAGAGUUGGAGCAGUUCAUUGUUGGUUAAUUUGGUAUGUUUUAAACGAAAUAUCUUACCGAAACGCUUGAUAAAAAUGGACUGUUUUGGCCAAGGCAUAGAAAGCUUUUUUUGUUAUAAACAGCAAUGGGAGGGAAUAGGGGAGAGGUGUAAUUCCAAAGGAACCCAUAAACUGCUUCGACUCGCAAUUUAUUGUUUUUACUCAAUGAUUGAUGUUUUACUAGAUGUGUUCGGAGUGUUGAUUUAGAUGGGCGACAAGUCGCAUCCAGUAGGUUUGUUAGAAAACUUUAAAGAGCUGAGAUGAGGCCAUAUAAAUAUAUUUUAGUAUACCACGAUUCAUGUAAUCCGCUAAAAUGUAAUCAAAACAUUCCUCACAGUAUUGGAUUUCUAUUUAGGUAUAAAAUUGUCCAUUCGUCAUACUAUUUAACAACCAUUGUUUUCAUUCAUUGACAUUUAGGCCAAUUACAAU
Trichoplusia ni (cabbage looper) is the source of this 8951-nucleotide messenger RNA. It is a transcript of the gene msps, whose product is annotated as protein mini spindles. The coding region runs from base 242 to 6307 and encodes 2021 amino acids. Gene Ontology annotation, molecular function: microtubule plus-end binding; microtubule plus end polymerase activity. The record is from RefSeq and is a predicted model, not a curated record. Lineage: Eukaryota; Metazoa; Arthropoda; Insecta; Lepidoptera; Noctuidae. The transcript has 37 exons. Gene Ontology annotation, cellular component: kinetochore; centrosome; microtubule plus-end. Gene Ontology annotation, biological process: mitotic spindle organization; centrosome duplication; establishment or maintenance of microtubule cytoskeleton polarity.